This is a messenger RNA of Aegilops tauschii subsp. strangulata, 1047 nucleotides long. The record is from RefSeq and is a predicted model, not a curated record. Lineage: Eukaryota; Viridiplantae; Streptophyta; Magnoliopsida; Poales; Poaceae.
AUGACCAGACAUGGAGUUAAAAUAACAUGCUCAUACUGCCAUGAACACGUCCAUAAUAUCAAAGGAUGCAAUGUGAGAAAGGCUGGCAUUUUGCCAAAGAAACAAGUGAGAAGGGGUUCAAGGGCUAUACCUGAUGAUGUGUCAGAUGAUGACCAACAAGUUGCUGGGCAAGUACCACAUGUUGCUCAAGAAGAAGUCCCACAGCAGGAAGUCAAUCUAACACAAGAUGGUGGCCAACUCACACAGGAGGAGGUUAAUCUAGCAGAAGAUGAUGCCCAAGUACCACAACAGGAGGUCAAUGUAACACAAGAUGAUGGCCAACUCACACAGGAGAAGGUCAAUGCUGCUCAAGAAGAUGAAGAAUAUGAUACACUAGUUGUAUUUCAGGAAAGUGUGCAGGACUUUGGAAGUACAAUGCUUCACAGGAUGCAGCAAGCUAGACCAGUGCCUAGAGAUUACAAUGAAACCACUGUGCCAGAUUCAGCAUUUGUCUCUAUGGCAGCUAAUUCUCAAGCUACAGCACAUACAACAACAGCUACAACUGAUGGGAGCCUGACCAUGAAGCUGUUGAAGAUGAAGAAGGACAAAGAAAGGCAGAUGGCAGCCAGAAGAGAUGCAUCACUGGAGGCCAUGAAUGAGUUGGCAGAGAAAAGAGCAGAGGAGGCAGAAGCAAAAAGGCAAGAAAUUGCUCUCAGGAAAGCAGAGCAGGCAGCAAGAAGAAGAAGAGCAGCAAAAGACAAGAAGGCUAAGGAAACAGCAGCAAAGCAGCAAGCAACAGCAGCAAGGAAAGCUGCAUUGCAACAAGAGAAGGAAGCAAAAGCAAUUGAAGCAAUUGCAGCUAAAGCAGAGGCAGCACUUAAGAGAAAAGAAGAACAAAAAGCAAAGAGAGCAGAGGCAGCACUAAAGAGGAAGGAAGAUCAAGAAGCAAAGUGGAAACAGCAAGAAGAGGCCAAGAGAAGAAGAGCUGAGGAGAAGAAGCAAGCAGGGCCAAGUGGACAUGUGCCCAAGAAGCAGAAAAGAGUCAAUAUGUUUGAUGAGUUUAGAUGA